AUGUCUACCGACUUGACCGGAGAACAGAUGCAGGCCAAAAUCACGGCUGCAAGAAGAGAAGCGGAAGGCCUAAAAGACAAAAUCAAGCGCAAGAAGGAUGAUCUGGCAGAUACUAGCUUGCGACAAGUCGCUCUCAACAAUACCGAAGCAUUGCAGCGGAUAGGAAUGAAGCCCCGGAGAAAUCUCAAAGGCCAUCUAGCCAAAAUCUAUGCCAUGCACUGGUCAACUGACAGACGGCAUCUGGUCUCAGCUUCACAAGAUGGCAAGCUCAUCAUCUGGGAUGCCUAUACUACAAAUAAAGUCCACGCUAUUCCCCUUCGAUCAUCCUGGGUCAUGACCUGUGCAUAUGCUCCCAGUGGGAAUUAUGUCGCUUGUGGUGGCUUGGACAAUAUUUGUUCAAUUUAUAACCUCUCCACGAGAGAAGGACCAACCCGUGUUGCCCGCGAACUAUCCGGACAUUCAGGCUAUCUCUCAUGUUGUCGGUUUGUUAAUGACAGAAAGAUUAUCACCUCCUCGGGUGACAUGACUUGCAUGAUGUGGGACAUAGAGACAGGAUCCAAAGUUACUGAGUUCGCCGAUCACUUAGGCGACGUCAUGAGCAUCAGUAUAAACCCUACCAAUGCCAACGUCUUCGUCUCCGGUGCUUGUGAUGCCUUCGCCAAACUAUGGGACGUGCGUACAGGGAAGGCCGUGCAAACAUUCGCUGGUCACGAAUCUGAUAUCAAUGCCAUUCAAUUUUUCCCGGAUGGAAAUGCCUUUGGCACAGGCUCCGAUGAUGCCUCCUGCAGGCUUUUUGAUAUCAGAGCAGAUCGAGAACUGAUGUCUUAUCAAAAUGAACAAGUUCUCUGCGGAAUUACGUCGGUCGCAUUUUCGGUAUCUGGCCGCCUCCUGUUUGCUGGUUACGAUGAUUUCGAAUGCAAAGUAUAG
This is a messenger RNA of Exophiala aquamarina CBS 119918, 927 nucleotides long. Its product is annotated as guanine nucleotide-binding protein subunit beta. Gene Ontology annotation, molecular function: protein binding; signaling receptor complex adaptor activity. The record is from RefSeq and is a predicted model, not a curated record. The transcript is spliced from 3 exons. Gene Ontology annotation, cellular component: cytoplasm; heterotrimeric G-protein complex. Gene Ontology annotation, biological process: G protein-coupled receptor signaling pathway. Bases 1 to 927 code for a protein of 308 amino acids. Lineage: Eukaryota; Fungi; Ascomycota; Eurotiomycetes; Chaetothyriales; Herpotrichiellaceae.